Messenger RNA from Parastagonospora nodorum SN15, 2027 nucleotides. RefSeq lists its product as hypothetical. Bases 1 to 1707 code for a protein of 568 amino acids. The record is from RefSeq and is a predicted model, not a curated record. Gene Ontology annotation, molecular function: NADH dehydrogenase activity. Lineage: Eukaryota; Fungi; Ascomycota; Dothideomycetes; Pleosporales; Phaeosphaeriaceae. The transcript is spliced from 3 exons.
AUGGCUCCCAACAUGCGGCCCUUUGCUGCCGCCAACCUCGUGUCGCAGGUCGGCCGCCGCGCCUUCACCACCCAGCGCCCGUCUCUUAUCGCCAGCAGAGCUCAAUGGACCCCGCGCCCCAUCCAGCACCAGAUUGCCCUGCGCCAGUCUGUCCGCCGGGCUGCCACUGAUGCGAAGCCGCCCAAGCCCAAGAGGCGGUUCCGCCUGCUGCGCUGGACAUGGCGGCUCACCCAGCUCUCCGCUAUCGCUGGCCUGGGCUACGUUGGCUACGGCAUCUACGAAAUGCGCAACCCGCACGACCAGCCGGAGCCCGACGCGAGCAAGAAGACGCUUGUCGUGUUAGGUACCGGCUGGGGCGCUGUCUCUCUCCUGAAGAAGCUCGACACGGAGAACUACAACGUCAUCGUCGUCUCGCCGCGCAACUACUUCCUCUUCACCCCGCUGCUGCCCUCAUGUACCGUCGGCACCAUCGAGCACCGCUCCAUCAUGGAGCCCAUCCGCAACUUCUUGCGCCACAAGAAGGCCGCCGUCAAGUACUACGAAGCCGAGGCCACCAAGAUCGACUACGAGAAGCGCAUCGUCUACAUCAACGACGAUUCUGAGAUCAAGGGUGACUCCUCUGCGACUGAGGUUCCCUUUGACAUGCUCGUCGUUGGUAAAGGUAUUCCCGGUGUGCGCGAGAACGGUCUAUUUCUGAAGGAGGUCGGCGAUGCCCAGCGCAUCCGUGCCCGCAUCAUGGACUGCUGCGAGACUGCGACCUUCAAGGACCAGUCCGACGAGGAGAAGAAGCGUCUGCUACACAUGGUCGUUGUUGGAGGUGGACCUACUGGUGUCGAGUUUGCUGGCGAGCUCCAAGACUUCUUCCACUCCGACUUGAAGAAGUGGCUCCCCGAGAUCAAGGAUAACUUCCACGUCACUCUCGUCGAGGCCCUCCCCAACGUCCUGCCCAUGUUCUCCAAGCAGCUCAUCGACUACACCGAGAAGACCUUUGACGAGGAGGCCAUCACCAUCCGCACAAAGACUAUGGUCAAGAACGUCGCUCCCAAGUACAUUGAGGCCGAGUCUGUCGGCCCCGAUGGCAAGAAGCAGCUCGAGAAGAUCCCCUACGGCCUCCUCGUCUGGGCCACCGGUAACGCACUCCGCCCCGUCGUCAAGGACCUGAUCAACCAGAUCCCCGCACAAAAGGACUCGCGCCGCGGUCUCGCCGUCAACGAAUACCUCGUCGUCAAGGGCACCGAAAACGUCUGGGCCGUCGGCGACUGCGCCGUCGCAAACUACGCCCCCACCGCCCAGGUCGCCGCCCAAGAAGGCGCCUUCCUCGCCCGCAUGUUCAACAACAUGGCCAAGACACAAGAAAUCGAUGCCCAACUCGCCGAGCUCUCCAUUGCCCAAGAAAAGGCCCCCGGCAAGGAGGCCCGCGACAAGAUCUUCGAGGAAAUCAAGAACCUCCAGAAGCGCCUGCGUCGCGUCAAGCAAAUUGGUCCCUUUGAGUACUCCCACCAGGGUUCCCUUGCGUACAUUGGUUCCGAAAAGGCUGUCGCCGAUAUCUCAUGGUUCUCUGGAAACAUUGCGUCUGGUGGAACCGUGACAUACAUAUUCUGGCGGUCGGCAUACCUCAGCAUGUGCUUCAGCACGCGCAACAGGGUGCUUGUCAUCAUGGACUGGGUCAAGGCUAAGGUCUUUGGCCGCGAUGUGUCGCGUGUCUAAACCAGCCUCUGCUUUGGACGAGAAAACGGCGUCCUGGAUCCUGCAAAAAGUGCUGCUUUGACGUACAUAUACCUCAUGGCUUUCUGUGCGACUACCUCUGUACAACUAAAUCUACCUGGGUUUUCGGCGCGGGGAUUGUCAUCCUCCUAUUUUUCUCCUUUUCUCUCUUUGACUUGUUCGGCGUUGAGCGGGCUGUGUGCGUGUGUGUGCAUAUGAUAGAGUUGGGAACUUUCCUCAUGUGUAUGUAGUUGUAGCAAGAUUUAGACUUGGGGCGCGGUGGAUUACUUGCAAUGCGAAAAGACAUUUUCAAUCAACUGGAA